AUGCCUCGCCCCCCCUCAAAACGAACUCGCCCGGUCACCAAAACCUUGACAGCCUCAAAUGAAGGACCCCCCCAGCGCAGUCCUAGACGAGAGAAUGCCAACUCGGCUCAAACCUUGGGAUCACCGUCGAAACGCAAUCCAGCUGUGGACAGCGCUACACAACCCAGACUGAACACCCAGGUGUCAGGCAUCUCACGGCAGGUGAGGGACCAGACUCCCACAUCCGAUGCUCAAGAACAAGCGAUCGAGUCGUCGCCGAUGGGGGAGCGCGGAGCAACAGGGAGCCGACCACCAACCCGAUCUCGUGGUUAUUCAUCUACCCUUUCUGUGGCCGGACGCAAAGGAGAGACUAGCUCAAAAAUUCCCGGUACGCCUGCAUUUGAAAGUUCCAUAUUGAGUAAUUUCAGACGACGUCCGCGGCAACCGAGCAUCCUGCAGAUGAUGCAAGCAGAGGAUGGCUCCUCAGAUUUCGACGAUGAUGAUUUUCUCGGUGGCUUCAGCCCAGAAGACGAGUCCACCCCACUGAACCUUUCCAGAGGAAAAUCACUCGUGAUGCAGGGUGCCGUGACUUCCUCUCCGUCCCAGAUAUCAUUGCCCUCUAGCGGUGGAUCGCGCAAGCGCAGACGAUCACCAAACGAAAUUGCAAAUCCCGAAGCACCCCUGGCUGAAAUAGGAUCCAGCCCUGUCAACUCGGCCACUUCACCAAAUCAUGAUCGUGAACGAGAACUGCGUGCCUUCGUGGAAUCACCUCAAACCUCAGCAUCUUUUGCAUUUUCGACACAAGCAACGGUACCCCCCUUAAGCAGCAGCUUGCCUCCAAGCCCCGCAUCCACUGCGACGUUAGAAGGUCCUCGGAAACUCGCAACUGGGAAUGCCGAUGGGAGGUCUGGCAACAAGAUUAGUCUUCCGACUACCGCGCUUCAAGACAAGCUCCUUCCCAGACGACGUCAAAGACGGCGCAGACCUCGUCACGUGCCUAACGCUGGGGACUCAGACAAUUCGAGCGAGGAUGAUGAGUCUGUCGGUGAGCACGACGAGGAUGAACUAAGUUAUCUCCCUGACCAAACAAUACCAUGGCCGCAACGAAAGCGACUAGCUAAGCCCAAAAAUUUCCCCAAUCUUCGAAAUACACAUGGGGCUCAAGGGACCAAGGCAUAUGGAAAUCAAACCAAUUCAACGGCCCCGCGCCCAAAACAAAAUGAAGGAAACAGGUUGGAGAUGGACAAAGAAAACAACGAAAUAGAUUCCUCAUCCCCUAUAUCGUCCCCCCCUGCCUCGGAGACACUCGAAGCAGAACCACUGCAAGAAAAAAUGUCAGUUAACUUCAUCAGCGAGGAGCUGAGAGAACAGGCACGAAAGUUUGCAGAAGUUGAUAAUUGGGAAAUGGAAUUCGAGGACGUCCCUGCUAGCCAGAACAGCCUUGGAUGA
Aspergillus melleus is the source of this 1428-nucleotide messenger RNA. RefSeq lists its product as uncharacterized. The record is from RefSeq and is a predicted model, not a curated record. Bases 1 to 1428 code for a protein of 475 amino acids. Lineage: Eukaryota; Fungi; Ascomycota; Eurotiomycetes; Eurotiales; Aspergillaceae. The transcript has a single exon.